Messenger RNA from Bombyx mandarina (wild silkworm), 3949 nucleotides. RefSeq names its product RNA polymerase III subunit E (gene Polr3E). Gene Ontology annotation, biological process: tRNA transcription by RNA polymerase III. The record is from RefSeq and is a predicted model, not a curated record. Gene Ontology annotation, cellular component: nucleus; RNA polymerase III complex. Lineage: Eukaryota; Metazoa; Arthropoda; Insecta; Lepidoptera; Bombycidae.
UGCAAAUGUAUUGUAAAUACAUAAUUGGAUUCAUAAUGACGUGACAGCAGUUUGCUGAUUAUUUGAAACAAUUUUUGUUAUGUUUUAACAUUUGUAGUGAUUUUAACUUUAACAAAGAUGGAUGACGACGAUCCCGUAGUGCAAGAGAUACCAGUUUAUCUAUCGAGGACCUUAGCCAAGAAUCUGUACAUAUAUCAAUAUCCAGCAAGGCCCGCAAAUAGGGACUGGAGUGAUGUGCAGAUCGUGAAUGCUGCUCUUAAGCCUAAAAACCAAGUGGUAAGGCUGGAAGUUGGCCUAGACACGAACAGUGAUAAGUUCUGUUCUUCCGUUGCUGAACAGAUAGCAAUAAACACUGAUGGACAUCAGGAAUCUUCAUGGCAUGUAAAAGAGAAAGAUAAAUCAUUUUAUUUCAAAAAUAGAAUGAUGGAUAAAAUAGUGUAUGAGAGCAGCCGACCAACAGUUGACACUCGACACUAUGCUGUGGCGAUAUUAGAGGAUAAGGAACUACACUGUACUCCUUUACAAGGUAUAAUACAAAUGAGGCCGUCAUACACAUAUCAUGAUAAGCAAGAUAAACGUAAACAAGAAAAGAGCAAGGCUGAUGAUCCUGAAGAGGAAGAGAAUGAACCUGAACCACAACAGGUGACUGUAAAAUUUGCUCGUCAAGAAACAGAUGUGGCCAAGAAAGCACGAGAGAAAUCAUACGAAACUAUAACUCAACGUGUGACUGCAGAGCCUUGGUAUGAUGCGUUUUGGGUGAAUCCAAAUACCGAUCAAGCUGAAUUGGAACGCCUCAAACUGUUCAGUCAAACUACACUUGAUGGUUCAGCCCUAAGUUUGAACGCUCAUGAAUAUAUCCGGAAUCUCGUACCACCACCGCCUGAAGAUGAGGCGGAUAUAGUUCCCACCAAACGGCCUUCAGUUGUAGAGCAAAUUAAGAAUUUACUUUUAAAUGCUAAGUUGAUGACAUUAAGUGACGUCCGGUCGCUUGUCCGCACGGAGAGUGGCAGCGCCGUGAGUGAGAGCGCCGCAGUGAGCGCGCUGUCCAGUGUGGCGUGCUGCGUGCGCGGCGUGUGGGCGGCGCGCUCCGCCGACCUCUACCCGCGCGCCGGGCCCGCGCCCCCCGCGCUGCUGAUAGCCGCCAGGGACCACAUAUUGUACCUCUUCACUCAGAACACGUACAUCGACCGUCGGAAGGUGACCGCGGCUGUACGCCUGCCGCCCCUAGACGUACUGGAAAUAAUACGUUCAGUCGCCAAAUAUAAUCCAAGGUACGGCUGGGAGCUGCUCAUACCGCCCGACGUGGAGUUCGAGAGGAAAUACCCUGACGUCGUUCAAAGGCAGAACCUGGCUUGGGAGGCGAAGCAGAGGCAGUUCACCGAAACGUUGAUGGGCGAAAAUGUACCUAAACGUCAGAGGAAGAAGUCCCAAAGGGAUUCGGUGAGCUCGGACACGAUGCUCAGCCCGAAGCCGCGGUGUAAUAGUGUUAGUGAGGAAGACAGUGAGCGAAAGAGACACAAGAACAAAUCCGCUACCGGUAGCGGGAAAAGGACGCGCAAUGUCAGUUCGGGCAGUGUUACGGAAGGGACGUGAUUUGUGCUCGUUUUAGGUUAUCAAAUUUAUAAUAUAGGCAGUGCCUCUGUUGUGAUAUCACUUGUUCUUCAUCAAAUUAAGUAGGAAAAUAGGCCUUAUUUAUAUAUGACAUUGCGUUCGCUUCCCUCAUCUUUGAUAUGUACGAGAGAGCGUUACUACUUAUUUAUAAAAAUCGUACGUGUCGAUCGAAUGCUACACAAAAAUAAAUAUAGCAAUAGCACUUGUUGUAUUUUAUCGUUUCAAGUUGUUUUGUCGCUUAUGACGUUUUGGUUCUUAUUUGUUUUUUUUAUGGCUUAGGUGGGUGGUUACCGUAGCCCAUAGACAAUUACAACGUAAAUGCCACCACACGCCUUGAGAUAUGAGUUCUAAGGUCUCCGUUUGUACAGUACAACCACAGCACCGGACUUGACCGCCUUGUCCUUUAGGGCACGGCGACUUCAAAUGAUGUUUAUUAGAACUCAAACGCUGUAGCUUCAAUUGAGAUUAUUAAAAGCUUUUUAAGAUAGCCUUUAAAUUGUUUGCUGGCUCCUGGUACGUCUACCUGCUAUACUUUUUUCAAUGUGACUGUUGGAUGCAAUUGGUAUUGCUCUCUCUUGAAUGAUGACGUCAUUGUACAAAAUAGUGCCCUAUCUCUGUAUAAUUAAUUUGAAGCCCUUAAAUACUUUGUAUCGGAUACAGUUGUAAUUUGUUAUUCGUUAAUCGGCUGUAUUUAUGAUUAGAGACGAUAUAAAAUAUAAAAACAGAAACAGGAACCUUGUUUUUAUAAAAUGACGUAAGUGACAAAAAUCCUUCUGAGUUAGCUGUUAAUUGUUAAAAUGAAUCUUAACACCAUAACGUUUGUUGGAUGUAAUUUAUAAUAAAAUGAACGAAGAUAGAAGAUUUUUAAUUGCGAUUAAACCUAAUUUCCAUACAUUUUCUAUUUGAGUAAAUAAAAAUCAGUGUAUAUUUUAAAGGUCACCAAGACUUCAGUUCAAAUGUCCAUUAAACAAUAGUCCAAACAAUAUUCAUAUGAAAUAUUGUUUAUAACAUCAAAUGAAGAAACUGGUUUAAGAAAACCUUUACCUUCCUUUAUCUCUUUCAUGAAGAUAUUGGUAAUGUGAAUUAAAAAAUUUUAAAAAUGUAUUCUUCAAAAUGGGUUUAGUUGUGAUAUAGAAAUACAGUUCUAAUGAAACACUGUGAUAGAUAAUUAUCGUCAGGUUAAUUACUGAUUUAGUUUUUAGACUGUGAGAAUUUGGUUUUUUCAUAGUUAAUCUACGUACCGAGUAAAAUCAUCUCGAGUAACAUUUAAGUUUUUUGUAAAUUAAAUUUCCAAAAAUAAGAGCUACUGGAAUUUUUAAAUUUGUUUUAUUAAACUAUUGCGUAUUUGGUAUAGCCUUUAAAACAAAACUUUUGGUUUUUGGGUGCCGCUUAUAAAUUCUUCUUGUCUCUAUUUUUCCAACGCUCAUAGGAUAUUUAUUUAUUAUAUAUUUAUAUUUAAUUAGACGAAAUUUGGAGAGGUGAACUUAAAUAAGGUAUGUGAUCUAUGGAGUCUCUCAAAUGGCAUUGUGAUUUGAAAAUUUAUGAAACUAAAAAGAGACAAACAUAUACAUCUAUCGGAUUUAGAAUACUUGUAAAGGUUACAUGUUACAUACACCAUUGUGCUUAGUGCGAAUUUUUUUAAUUUCGCAAUCGCCUAGCUAUCUCAAACUUGUAUGGAGUUGGAGCAGCGCCCCUAGCGGUAAACGUAAGGAAGCUAUUAAAACUCCAUACAAAUUUGAGUAAUUUUUUACGCGAUCAGUUGAACACUGGUACCGCGUGUGGAUUGCAGCCUUGAUACGAGACCGGAGUGUGACUAAAUUUUUUUUUGUGAACGAGUCUUUUCGUCGCCAUCUUGAAUAAAAUUAUUUUGAGAAAGAACGUUGAAAGUACAUUAAGCUUAUUGUGUUAUUGAAUAAUAUGUGAUUAUUGUAUAUUUUUAAUAUAUUGUUAUAUUAUUAUAGCUUGUUAUCGAUGUAUAACCCUGUGUCCUGAUAAACCACAGUAUUUAAAUAUAGUUAUCCCGAUGAGGGGAAGCAUAAUGCAUCGAGUGAUCACCAUUUCAAGUUAGACACGACCUUCGGCAAUGAAGAGACCGACUCAGAAGAUUCCGAAGAGAAUUAACAAUAAUCCACAUCAACAUGAACGGCAAAAUAUUAUUUAUCAAUUUUAAGUGUUGUAUUGACCACAUAAUAUAAAAUGCUAAUUGUUAAUUAUGUUUUUGGUAAUUAGAUAAAGUAAUUUGUAUGUAACACAAGUUUAAAUAUGAUUUGAGAGAGGGUAGGAGAUCCGCGAUGUCAGCUGAUUUUGUUGUUGAUCACCCACUUUUGUACGUAAUACA